Messenger RNA from Cercospora beticola, 3418 nucleotides. It is a transcript of the gene RSC9, whose product is annotated as Rsc9p. Gene Ontology annotation, cellular component: RSC-type complex. NCBI's taxonomy places the organism in Eukaryota, Fungi, Ascomycota, Dothideomycetes, Mycosphaerellales, Mycosphaerellaceae. Gene Ontology annotation, molecular function: DNA binding. The record is from RefSeq and is a predicted model, not a curated record. Gene Ontology annotation, biological process: regulation of DNA-templated transcription.
GAGAGAGCGCAUCGUCGUUCAAACGCCCUUGCUGCAUGCACCGUCGCUGUUUGCGCGUCCAGUGACUUGGUCGAGCGCGGUGUGUGCUGAUUGCGCCUGCCAAUCACCGCCCGCCAUGGCGCCCAAAAGGGGACUGAGCAUCGAGCGCACCGACGAGCGCGAGGACUUCAUGCGCAAGUUGGAAGAGUAUCAUCAGCAGCGCGGAACCACACUCGAGGCCGAACCGAAAAUUGGCGUGCGACACGUCGACCUCUUCAAACUUUACACACGCGUUGUCGAGGAGGGUGGCUAUGACCUUUGCUCAGAUACGAAAGCAAAGCCAUUGAUGUGGCGGCGGCUGGCAGAGGAAUUCAUCGGCAAGAAUCAGUACACUGCCGCGCAGGCUUUUCAGAUUAAGAACGUGUACUACAAGAAUCUUUGCGCGUACGAGAUCAGCACACAUUGGGGCAAGGAGCCACCGCCCAAGGAGAUUCUGGAGGACGUCACGGCGAAAGGCGGCAACGUCAUGACUCGGACGUUGGAGAAUUACGAGCGUCCAAAAGGUCGCGACGGAGAGGGCAUGCAGAACGGCGAGGGCAGCGAAGGCAGUCCGGAGCAGCGCACUCCCAAGGACGUCAAAUCCGAGCUCGCUGACGAGCCGGGCAGCGCGACAGGACGAUCGACUAGGGGCCUGAGACAGCAGCCUCCGCAACGCGUCCUUUUUCAGCCCGAUGCCCCUCCAACACGCCAGACACGUGGGCAAGCCCAUCCUCCUGGAGCUUCUCCCACCCCGGGUGCUUCGGUGCACGGCAUGACCCAUUCAUCGUCGCUCGCCAACGGCACUUCUUCGACUCUGGCAUCUUACGAACCCCCGCAAGCAUAUCCGCUCUCCCUGAAGGCCGUCGCGACUCCCGCUAGCCAGCCUGAUUGGUACCGCAAUGAGCGGAAGCGCAAGCUCGAGAGUGAAGCUGGGCCUCUCGCAAAGAAGUAUAAGAAUAUCAUGCUCCCGGGCACAGGCUUCAUUGGACCUAACAUCUACGUGCGAGCCCAGCUUGCUUUGCAGAGUGGCUUGCCAGAAGAGGAGCAGUACGCUCUGCAUCACCUUGUUAAGAUCAGUCAUGAGCGGGGUGAUAAGUACCGCUUUGACCAAUUCCCUGGUCUUGCCGAUGCUCUGAUCAAGAAGACCUUGCAAGUGACGAGCCUGUUCUACGACAUCGAUUGGGAUGUAAUGUACGACGAGGAGUUUUUUGCAGGAGAUGACGAGACCCUCAACGGCUUGGACGGGACGCCAGACAUUCUGCAGAAGCUGAGAUCCAGGAUUCCAAUCAUCUCGGAAGACUCCACUCUGGAUUCGAAUUUCCUCACGCGACUGAAUCGAGUCACUGAAGCGGGUCUCGUCCUACGCAACAUGAGCCUCCAAGACGAGAAUGCAGCAUAUCUCUCGCGACUCCCGCUCGUCCAAGAUUUGAUCGCAGUUGUGCUCAACCUGCCGGAACAUCCAAGCUUGGUCGAGCUUCGACAUCACAUCCUCGAUUUGUGCGAGCAAGUGGUGAAAUAUGUCGACAUCAGUCCCCACGAUGCAGUGUAUCAAGGCCUCAUACAGCAUGCCCUCUCUCCGGACCGAGGAGCCAUCACUACCGCGCUACGAGCCGUAAGCAGGAUAGCCAUGACCCAUCCGCUGCCGAAACGACUGGAUGAUGUUCCUGUGUCUUUAUUACAUCGCGUACAUGAUUAUCUAUUGGUGGAAGACGAAGAGCUACGAUCUGCAUGUUUGGAUUUCCUAGGCCAGUACACAUCAUUCGCAGACAACGUGGAGAGUCUCGUCUCUGCAGUGGACGCGGAGGCACUGGGCCGAGUUCUGAGUCGCCUGGUCCUGUACACGGCCAAGGAAUACACGGAGUCCCGGCCCACGAAGCCACGCGAGGCCAAAGAGACCAUUCCGCCUGUUCCACGUCUAUCGAGAGCGAUCGUCCAGGACCUGCUGAAACUCGAUGAGCCUGAACGAUCGUCUGAAUGGCUGCGCAUGUGUUUCGUGUCCGACCCGACCGCGGAUAUGACGCAGAUCUCUCUGUGGCAAGCAUAUCAGGGCACCUUCGCGCCACACCAAGCAACACACCCUCAUCUGAUUGCUGGAGACUUCAUUAAGAACGUCAGCAGCACUUUCCAGGGUGCAACAGCUCAGGUUGCGGCAGCCAACAAAUACGUGAUCAAAGGUAUCCGGUCGAGGGCCGCUCCGGUCGACACUGGGAUGCUCGCCGGCUCAAACGCUGCGGAUAAGGACAAAGAGCUGAUCCGCUGCCAUUGGCAUGUCACAUAUCCCGUUGAAGGAGCACGGGAUGCAAUCACUGGACUUGUUUCGGGUCCAACGACACGGGAAGUCGAAUGCGCCGAGUGGUUCCGCACAGGAGAGGAAAUCCUUGAGCAUAUCCUGACCCAGCACCUGCAAAUACCGACGAAAAGCGCGGCUGUGGAUGCAGACAAGAUGGAGAUAGACUCAACAUCUGCGCUGUCGCCACCAGCAACCGCUAAUGGCCUGAGUAAUGGUGUCACUGAAAAGUCAUGGAAGGCGAAGUUCGAUUUCAGCGACAGCGACAAAAUCUCGUCGAAAUGCAAAUGGUCGGACUGCGAGCACACCGCGGCGACGCCCGAAGGCGCACAAAUUUCCAAACCCUUUCUCCUAGCAAGGCACAUCGAAACGCAUUUGCCAGAGACAGAUGCUGCUCGCUCCAAGCACAACUUGCGACCAGAUAGCGACGUGGCACCGCGGAACGGAGAGAUCACCAGGAUUGCCAUGCUGGAAGACGAGAAGGGGGAUGCCACAUCUUUAUCAUUGCGGGCGGCGUUGGUACUACGGAAUAUGGCGCGCUUCAUGCCCAAGUCGGUGUCACCCAUGCGAGCCGUUAAGAGUGGGCAAAAGCGACAACAUGAUCUCAUGAGCAUCGUGUUCAGCAAUGAGGUCACAGAGCGGCUGCUGUAUGCAAUGUCCAGUGGACGAGCCAUACGAGAGUAUUGCGGGGCUAUUUUUCGAGCGAUCAGAGCAAACAGCGUUUAAUGGUGUAUAGACGCUGCAUUACAAUCCACAGUUACCGUACGUGGCUCCUAGCGCUACGCACACCUGCUCACGACCGCCUCUUUUUGACCUUUCUCUUAAUGGCUACGACUGCCGACCAACUAUACCCGACACUCUUCCACAUGCCAUCCGCCACACCGUAGACUAGAUUUGGCGUUUGCAGAUUGCCGUUCAUCACUCCAAAUGCGAAGAGCGCGAGAUAUGAGAGGCUGAGAACCACCGCAAACGAAAUCCAGAACGUGCGGACGCUAUAUUGAAUGUUGUCCAGAGGCAUAGAGAAAUAGCCCGCCAUGCUAUGAUGAAUCAGCUUCCAUUCCUCGCAUACAUGAAGGAGAGUACUUACAAUGACACUGGCAAAAAGAGAGUGGC